GGAUGAGUUUGUGCAAACCCAUCUUCAGGGCUAUAAACCGUUUGGUACUAAAAGACCAACAAUGGCAAAAAAGGAGAAUAUUAAUAUUGAUCUUCCUGAGUCUGUUGAUUGGAGGGAGAAAGGAAUUAUUACAGAGGUUCGGGAUCAGGGUAUGUGCGGUUCUUGCUGGGCCUUUGCUGCUGCUUCCCAGAUUGCUUCUUACGCAAAGUUGAAUGACAUGUCCCAUCCACUAGAAGAAAUCUCGGUCCAACAUUUAGUCAGUUGUUCCGGAAACCCCCUUCAGUGCGGAGGAACAGGUGGCUGUAUGGGUUCCAUUGCUCAGCUAGCCUUUACUUAUACUUCUCUGUUUGGAGUUGUUAAAGAAGAAGAUUACCCUUAUACCAGUGAUGUACCUUGGGGUGAUGAUGGAGAGACCUGUAAGUAUGAUGCAACAACUACUCCUGCUACUGCUGUUGUUAUGGGAUUUGAAACUCUACCUCACAAUGACUUAGAUUCUGUUAUGUACCAUCUUGCAAACGUUGGUCCAUUGGCUACCACUGUGGCUGCCUCUGACGGGGGUCUAUAUUUUGAGGGGGUGUUUGAUGGCUGUGAUUACAAUGAAAAUAUUGAAGUUAAUCACCAAGUUCAACUGGUUGGAUAUGGAACAGCUCCAGAGGGUGAUUACUGGCUGAUAAAGAACUCCUGGGGAACAAUGUUUGGUGAAGGUUGGGAUACAGGAACUGGAGGAUAUAUUAAAGUCAAGAGGGAGUCAAGUGUUCUGUGUGGAACUAACAACACCCCUCUGAAUGGAAAUGCUUGUGUUGAUGGCGGUGUCACUUCUCAGCAUGUUUGUGGAAUGUGUGCUGUUCUCUUCGACAACUCGUACCCACUCGGAACAUCUUUUCUUUGAUGCCUUUGUUUUAAAGAAAUAAACAUGAUUAUAUUCA
Molecule: messenger RNA, 926 nt
Organism: Eurytemora carolleeae
Lineage: Eukaryota; Metazoa; Arthropoda; Copepoda; Calanoida; Temoridae
Product: cathepsin L1
Cellular component (GO): lysosome
Molecular function (GO): cysteine-type endopeptidase activity
Source: RefSeq, a predicted model, not a curated record